Anopheles coluzzii is the source of this 4848-nucleotide messenger RNA. It is a transcript of the gene Tbc1d8-9, whose product is annotated as TBC1 domain family member 9. The transcript is spliced from 12 exons. The coding region runs from base 209 to 3835 and encodes 1208 amino acids. The record is from RefSeq and is a predicted model, not a curated record. Gene Ontology annotation, molecular function: calcium ion binding. NCBI's taxonomy places the organism in Eukaryota, Metazoa, Arthropoda, Insecta, Diptera, Culicidae.
ACCGCACACACUCCGCUGCUUGACAGUCGUCGUUUUCCCACACACACGAGAAGAACAACAAAAAUGUCCAAUCGCUUCACUGUUUACUAACUGCUCUGCUCAUGUAAUUGAUGUAACUUCGCGCGAGUGUAAGUGCAAAUUCGCCUUUCCCGUCUACUGCUGCACGGCAACGCAGGGCCUCCUUCGCCCGGAAAGUGGACGCCCGAAAAUGUGGAUCCCCCCGAGAGAAUGUUCGAUGCCGUACGCGCUGUGGGUGAACGAAACAACGAAGGUAACAUCGCGCUACUUCCUGCUGCAACACCGCAAAGGGCAUGGAAGUCUGCGGGGCUUUUCCUCGAUGUUGGUGGGAACGCUGGACAACGUACUCGACACGAAACCGUCCCCGUACAGAAUUUUGCAUUGCCAGCCGUCGACGGGAUUAUGCUUUGAAAUUGCCGCCGACAUCACGCUGGACGCGAUUAUGCUCGACUGGGACUGGCUGGCGAAGAACCUGUUUCGCGUGAUCAACGAGAUGGAAACGGAGGAAGAGAUUACCAACUUUACCAUCUGUAAGAUCCAGUCCCUGCUCGCCCACAGCUCCCGGCCGGCCGAGGAGCAGAACGAUCCCACCAGCUUCCAGGUGGCGGUGUGCAAGUUCCGCGAAAAGUUCCGCAUGCCGGAGGACGAAAAGCUGGUCAACUACUACUACUGCAGCUACUUUCGCAAGAUACCGCGCCAGGGCCAGCUGUACCUGUCGCUCAACCACAUCUGCUUCUACUCGUACAUACUCGGCUCGGAGAGCAAGCUGUGCUUCCGGUACAACGAGCUGACCGAUAUCAAAAAGUCCGGCAACACGAUCACGGUCCGGGCGGGGCAGCAGGGCAGCAAGGAGUACACGUUCGUGUUUCUCUACUCGCCGGGCGAAGCGUACCAGCUGAUCGAGCAGCUGAGCAAGCUGACGAUGCAGAAGAUGAUCCAGGAUCCGGACCGGCCGAUCGUCGACCACGAUCCGGUCAUACUGAAAAAGAUGGAAAAGAACGUCGCCCAGAAGACGCUGCUGUUGCGCGAUCUGACCGCGCGCCAGCAGUCGGACGAGUACCGGAUACACUUUCGCGUGCCCAAGGCGGAGAUUCUGGACGGCAUGAUCAAGGCGUCGCUGUGGGCACCGUACACGAAGAAGCACAUCAACGGGGUGCUCUACCUGUCGCAGAACUAUCUGUGCUUUAAGAGCGAUGUGUCCAGCAUGGUGUCGUUGGUCAUACCGUUAAGCAAGAUUGUUAGCGUUGAAAAGAACGAUGACCCACACAACCGGUUUAGCAAUCGAAUCAUCAUCACCACCUCGGAUGGGAACAUCUUUGUGUUGCAACACAUCUUGGAUCGAGAGUUUUUGAUAACGAAAAUCUCAGAACUACUCUCGAAAACCGUCCUACCGACCCGUGUACCUGACGAUCUGGAUUGGAUGAAGCAGGAACCGUUGAUGCAUCUGUACAAAGAUACAAACAACCGAGCGUUCGAUGAUCUGCAGGCGGAAAAGAUGAAACGCUGGGAGGAACACUUUUCCCUGUACGGACGGGGCAUCUCAAUGUUUCGCACCACCGACACGAUCAACCUCGUGAUCGAGGGCAUACCGGACCAGCUGCGGCGCGAAGUGUGGCUCAUCUUUUCCGGCGCCAUACACAUGAAGAUGAUGCAACCGAACCUGUACCAGCAGCUGGUAGCGAAGGCGAAGGACCAGAGCCCCGUGUCGUUCGAAGAGAUCGAGCGCGAUCUGCACCGCUCGCUGCCAGAGCAUCCCGCCUUUCAGACGAGCAUCGGCAUUACGGCCCUGCGCCGGGUGCUGCAGGCGUACGCGCUGCGCAACCCCGAGAUAGGCUACUGCCAGGCAAUGAACAUCGUUUCGUCCGUGUUUCUCAUCUACUGCGACGAGGAGGAUGCGUUCUGGAUACUGUGCUGCCUGUGCGAGUCGCUGCUGCCCGACUACUACAACGAUCGCGUCGUCGGGGCGCAGAUCGAUCAGGGCCUGCUGGACGAGCUGAUCGCAAGCCAUCUGCCCAACCUGCACGUGAAGCUGACCGAGCUGGGCGUGAUUCGCAUGAUUUCGCUCUCCUGGUUCCUCACCAUCUUUCUCAGCGUGAUGCCAUACGAAAGUGCGCUGCACAUUAUCGACUGCUUUCUGUGUGACGGCGCAAAAGUGAUCUUUAUUAUAGCUUUAAAAAUUCUCGAAUGGAACCAGGAAAAGCUCCUGAACUGUAGCGACGAUGGGGAAGCAAUGCAGCUGCUGACCACCUUUCUGAUGGGCAUCUUCAACGAUGAAGUGCAGCGAAUCAUUAUCGAGGACAAGGAGAAGCAGCAAAUCAAGAGCCAAUCGGUACAGACGCUCAUCUACGAAGCAUAUCUUAAGUUUGGUAAGGCAAUAACAUCACAAAAGAUUGAGGAGCUGCGCAACAAGCACCGCCGGCUGACCGUGCACCAGCUGGAGAAAGAUCUGGAAAAUAGUGUGAUAAAAAACUUCAAAGACAAUGGGUAUUUCGACAGUGAAGAGCUGCGCAUGCUGCUCUGCUACACGAAGGAUGAGAAGAACAGCUUAACGGCCCGAUCCCGCCCAACGUCGGUGAAUGGCGGCGAGCCCGUGUACGACGUGACGGUGCUGAACGAUGCGAAGAAACGGUGCCGCGACAAUCGGUACGACUGCUUCCGGGUGGAUUACGAAACGUUUCGCAAGCUGUUUGUCGAUCUGACACCGUGGGGCCACUGUCAAAACAUUGAUCUGCCCGAGAAACUGUUCCGGCUGAUGGACAAACAAUCGUGCGGAUAUCUCGAAUUCAAGCAGCUCAUCUUUGCGAUCGGCAUCAUCUGCUCGAAGCGGGCAACGGAAAAGCUGAAGCUCCUCUACAUCCUGCACCUGCCGCCGCUGCUCACUGCGCAGGAGCUGGAAUCGAGCGGUGGUGGUGGCGGUGGUUCGCGCGACUCCGACACGGAGGUGGCGACCGAGGCGGAAAGCUUCUUUAGCGACAAUCCGCUCGAAACGCUCAAAUCGCUACCGUCGCCAAUCGACAUCAGUCUCGAGGCGUCGUCGGACGUGGAGAAUCUGUCGCUGUCGCAGUUUAACGCGACCACACCGAACCUUUCCAUGGACGAUUCGCACUCGCACAACGCGGAAACAUCGUCCAUCUUUUACGUGGAGCUGCCGGUAGCGAGUAUGAGCGCUGCUGGCAGUGGUGGUGGUGGUGCCGGUCCCAGCACUAGCAACGCCUCCGGUACGAACCUCGGGGAGGCGGAAUCGUUCGGCUCGCGGUCGGACAUUAGCGAUCUUGGCUUCCAGCGGUACGGCAGCAGCCUGGAUGAGGGUGGGGCGAGCCGUCGGAACGAGGCGCGCAGCAUCAGCGGGCUGCGCAUCUUCCUGGACGAGCCCGACUCGAACUUUACGUACAAAACCAUUCCCAACAUGACGCAGAAGAACUUUAUCUCGCUGUGGACGACGCUGCUGGAGAUACUGAACAAGGAGCGCAAAGUGACCGACCAGGAGGUUCAAACGUCUUAUAAAACACUAAUAUCGCUUGGGGAGGAUGCGAUUCUCAGCCGGCGGGACGAUAGCAACGACAGCUUCACCCAGCUAGCGAUGGAAGGCGGAGAAGUAUUUGACCCGAACGGCAAUCCUUCCUCCUCCAGCUCGGAACGUACGCCCAGGCACAGUUCCGCCAACGCACCGCCGGAAGCGGUCUGGGAGAUUUCGCUCAACCAGUUCGUGGCCACCGCCAUGUCCGUCGGCAUCAUAGAGGAACAGUUUUCGCGGCCCUUCUCGAUCAAUUCGCGCGUCGAAAAGUUGCAGAAAAAUCGACGAAAGUGCAAAAGCUAGAUGCCUCGAUAAAAGGCUCCUUCUUGCCCGCACAUUUCCCAUCUUCCCGUUUCACGACCUGUCUCUCUCUGCCUCUCUCUCCCGCCCAUUCCCUCUCUCUUCCUAGCUAAACAAAUCACAAAAGUCAAACGCUUUUUCCUGUGCGUGUUAAAAAAAGUGCUUCUCCGGCAAUCAACGACGAUUGUCGGACGUCCCAUCCCCCUUCAAUCUGCUGCUGCAGAGGGUGCUAAUUGUUGCUAAUUGUGGCUAAAAGUUGUUAUACAGUGAACCCCCCCCCGUUUGCCAAUCAUUUGUGAAAGUGAUCGUGAUGUAUUUUGGUACGAUAAAUUUGUAAAAUUGCGCCUCCCCCGUAGCCUUUAAUUUCUUGGAAGCGUAUUGUAAAUUAUUACUCACUCUUUUUUUUCUUCUGUUGCCUGUUGCCUACUCAAGCAGCGCGCCUUUUCUUUUUACAGGGUUUUGCAGGGGUUCUCAUAGGGUUGUGAGACACUUAAUUGACUCUUUCCAAUAGGGAGUGACCUCCAUUUGAUGGAAAUUGGACUCUAUGGCACCCUUUUUGGACAGGCUCCUUAGACAAUCCUAUUGGAUUCGACAAACCUGGGAUUUGUGCUAUUAGGUUCAUUUCCCAUAGGAAAUAGUCAAGGAAGUAUCCCAACACUAUGGGAACCCCUGGGAAACGCUAUAUUCUACAAAAGUGCACUCGAUUUGCAUAGCAAAACCGCAGGGCAAACGAUCGUACGUUGCAGCAGGCGGUGAACCCACAUACCGAUGGGAGAUUAGUUAGUGUUUGCGAAAUAAAGGAAGAAAGUAGGAAGAAAACACCGAACGUAACCGAGCUUUGCAAGCGCUCGAGCAACAUCGUAGAGGAGAGGUGUGUGUGUGUGGGUUUUGUUUCCUUUUUCUUUUUUUGUUUGCGGCAAUCGGUUCCGCUUAGAUGCGAAUAUUAUAUAUAUACACACAUUCUAUAGGAAGCUAUUUUACAAGAGUAAAAAUCCAGCAAUUAUAUGCCAAACAAG